Salvia miltiorrhiza (redroot sage) is the source of this 2918-nucleotide messenger RNA. Its product is annotated as sulfate transporter 1.3. Lineage: Eukaryota; Viridiplantae; Streptophyta; Magnoliopsida; Lamiales; Lamiaceae. The record is from RefSeq and is a predicted model, not a curated record. The coding region runs from base 784 to 2733 and encodes 649 amino acids. Gene Ontology annotation, biological process: transmembrane transport. Gene Ontology annotation, cellular component: membrane. The transcript has 14 exons. Gene Ontology annotation, molecular function: secondary active sulfate transmembrane transporter activity.
UAAUUAAAUACGUAGAUUUUCUCAAAUUCAGGAAUUCAAUACAAUAUUCCGUCCUCAUACAAAUUAAUACAGACACGAAACGAAGAACAGGAGCAUUUCAAGUCAUAAUUCUAUGCCAUUUUCCAUCUACAUGCAUGCAAAUUGUAAUUAAUUGAAAACAUUAUUAUUUGAUUCCAUAAUAUGUUAGAUGUCCACAACAGGCAUUCCUUCAACCUCGGAUGGCUCCGAUUAUACCAUAACAAAUUGCAGUUGAACAAUUUCCUCACUUCCUUUUCAACGUUUUGACACAGAAACAUUGCUGCUUUCCAACACUAUUUGAAUCCCCAAAAUCUUGAAUUUUCCUUCCACUGUUAUGCAAAAAGCUGAAAUCUUUAGAGAAAUUUGAUUAGAAACCAAGAGGGUUUGUUGCAUUGCGUCGACUUUUCAUCUUUCCAGACAAGUUCUUGUUCAAAUAAACCAGAAAGAUUUGAUCUUUGAAACAAUUUUCCACGUAUCUCUCCAAAUUGUUGUGGCCCGUAAUUUUUUGCUGUUGAUGUCUGAAUCUUGAUUACUUUUUCGGGCUUGAUUUAUCAGAGCACUAUUGCUGGGUGAGAGCUAAAAGCCAGAAAAAGGCAAGGUGGCUACUAGUUUUGAAGUGUUUAUUGAGAAUUUUGUGUUGCAGAAUGGCCCUUUGAAAAUGGAGUAUUUAUUUAGUGGCCCUUUGGCCUUUAUGCUGUAGGUGGGUUCUAAAUGCCCUUCAUUCACUUUGUAUGGUGUUUAAACAUUUUGUAGUCUGCAAUCUUGAUGGGAGAUCCUAGGGAAGAAGAAAUGGAGCCUACAGAGUCGACAUCUUCGCGCCAUCCGGUGCUGCCAUACAAAGUUGGCAUUCCUCCAAAGCAGAAGCUAUGGAAGGAGUUCUCUGCAACUCUGAAGGAGACAUUCUUCGCAGAUGAUCCUCUCCGCUCAUUCAAGGAUCAAUCAAGAACGCGCAAGUUUCUCCUAGGAGUCGAGGCCGUCUUCCCCAUCCUCUCGUGGGGCAGAAGCUACAAUCUCACUAAAUUCAAAGGGGAUUUAGUGGCAGGACUCACCAUUGCCAGCCUCUGCAUCCCUCAAGACAUUGGCUAUGCCAAGCUUGCAAAUCUGGCUCCACAGUAUGGCUUAUAUUCAAGCUUAGUCCCACCUCUGAUCUACGCGUUGAUGGGGAGCUCGAGGGAUAUAGCCAUUGGGCCUGUUGCUGUGGUGUCCCUGCUGCUGGGGACUCUGCUGCAGGACGAGGUUGAUCCCGUUGCCAACCCUGAUGUGUACCGUAGGCUGGCUUUCACCGCGACUUUCUUUGCUGGGAUCACACAAGCUACUCUUGGCAUUCUUAGAUUGGGAUUCUUGAUAGACUUCCUCUCACAUGCUGCUAUAGUUGGAUUCAUGGGUGGUGCUGCUAUAACUAUUGCAUUACAACAGCUCAAGGGGUUUUUAGGCAUAAAAAAGUUUACUAAGAGUACAGAUAUCAUUUCUGUUGUGCACUCUAUCUUGAGUUCAGCCCCUCAUGGAUGGAAUGUGCCAACUAUUCUCAUUGGAGCAAGUUUUCUGGUGUUUCUUCUACUAGCCAAGUACAUUGGAAAGAAGCACAAGAAGCUCUUCUGGAUAGCUGCAAUUUCUCCGCUCAUCUCCGUGAUCCUCUCCACCUUGAUUGUCUACGUUAGCCACGCGGAGGAGAAGGGUGUGCAGAUUGUGAAGCAUAUAGAGAGAGGCAUAAAUAGGCCAUCUGUUGAUGAGAUAUACUUCAGUAAGGAUUAUGCCUUGAAAGGUGUUAGGAUUGGGAUAGUUGCUGGCAUGGUUGCUUUGACAGAAGCUGUUGCCAUUGGAAGAACUUUUGCUGCCAUGAAAGAUUAUCAGAUAGAUGGGAACAAAGAAAUGGUUGCUCUCGGAGCAAUGAACAUAGCCGGUUCGAUGACGUCUUGCUACGUCGCUACAGGUUCGUUUUCCCGGUCGGCGGUGAACUUCAUGGCGGGAUGCCAGACUGCGGUGUCGAACAUAGUGAUGUCCAUCGUCGUGCUCCUCACGCUGCUCUUCCUCACCCCUCUCUUCGAGUACACGCCAAACGCUAUCCUCUCCUCCAUCAUCAUCUCCGCGGUCAUUGGCCUCAUCGACUAUGAUGCCGCCAUCUUGAUCUGGAAGAUCGACAGGUUCGACUUUGUUGCCUGCAUGGGAGCCUUUCUCGGCGUCGUGUUCGUCUCCGUGGAGAUCGGCCUCCUCAUCGCGGUGUCGAUUUCGUUUGCGAAGCUGCUGCUGCAGGUGACAAGGCCAAGAACAGCCCUACUUGGAAAAAUCCCAGGCACAAAUGUGUAUAGGAAUAUUCAGCAGUAUCCAGAGGCAACUAAGGUUGCAGGAGUUCUCAUUAUAAGAGUUGAUUCGGCUAUUUACUUCUCAAAUUCUAACUAUAUAAGAGAAAGGCUACUUAGGUGGCUAACGGACGAGGAUGAGCUUCUCAACGCCGCCGGCCUCCCCAAAAUCCAAUUUUUGAUUGUAGAAAUGUCGCCGGUUACCGACAUGGACACGAGCGGGAUCCACGCCCUGGAAGACCUGCACAGAAGCCUGCAGAAGAGAUCAGUUGAGCUUGUUCUUGCGAAUCCUGGUCCAGUGGUGAUGGAUAAAUUGCAUGCAUCCAACGUGGCGAAUUUGAUAGGCGAGGAUAGGAUUUUUCUGACAGUGGCUGAUGCAGUUCAGACAUGUUCAUCCAAGUUUACUGAGGAAGUCUAGACACGCACACAUCCAAGCCUCCAAUAUGCCUACCUACUUGCUAACAAACUAAUGAUAUUUUUUCUUCCAUUUUUUACUUGCGGCGCUAAUUUAACUUGAAAGAUUAACAUGUUUUUGUCGCUUCCGAAAAGAUUGACAAAUUCUACUCCGUUGAUAUUUUAUGAUGAAGUAAUUUGAGGUGUCUA